GACCAAAUAAACGAAUGAACUAUGGAGCGCCUUUGUUCGGUUUCGUGAUUGAACUUCAAGGGAGAGCGAAAUCAAAAAUUCAAAUGUGCAUUUCGAAUUUUCGAAUCUUUUGCUGCAUUUAUAAAUGUGGAUUGUGUUGAUAAAAUACAAACACAAAGUGCCUCUUCCUUCAAGUGUUGAAGCAGCUAUUAUUUUUCAGCGUUGGCAUUCGAUUUACACCCAGCUACAUGUGUAUAAACGACUGUCUGGAUCGGUCUAAAUGAGAGUUAAAAACAACGGCAAACAAACUCACAAUAUAAAUCCAAUUAAAACGAAUACACACACUUGCACACAAUGAAACGACCCCUGCUUUGAGCUGCUGCACAGCCAUCGAACAAGCGAACGAAUGAACGUUCCAACCAACGAACGAGUUGAUAAUAAUGAACUAUCCUCGUUGUAAUAACAAGCUAAUGAAAUGGCGUUGGAUUUAACAAUGGAGCAAACUGGUAUGUUCGUUGUUUGGAUCAGGGGGGAAAGAGUGAAAAAUGCAAAUCGAUGGUUGCUUUUUGCGACCACAUGGAUCUAAUGUAAUUUAUGAAUAGAACGAACGAAUACCGGGGGAUGAUUCCUCUCUCUCUCUCUUUCUAUGUUUCCCUCUGUUUGAUAUAACAAUGUUAGCAUUGAACACCCCUUCAACAUUUUGUGCAACUCGAGCAACUUAUUCUCAAUUCAUAUUCCAACAUUUGCAUAUUUUCGAGGAUCGAGGUGUGUAUGUUUACUAAUUUGGUAAUAUUUUAUCGAUGUUUCUAUGAUGUCGACCGGCGAAGAAGUGUCAGGUGGUUUUUCAUCUUUUGCCGACAAUUUUGAAUAAAGCCACAAAAUGCACACGUAUUAUUUAGAAUAGAAGAGCACUGAUUCUGAUCAGGGAGACGGGCGAACAAAUUACGUGUCGUGAGCGUGUGGUAAAAAUGCCACUUUGUUGUUUGAUAAACAACAUCCAGAGCAGAAGCCACCGUUGAAAUCCGUUGGUUUCGGUUGUCAUGCACGACAUGUUAGUGCAAAAAGUUCUAGUCUCAAUAUUUAUUUUUAUCACAUUUUGUUUUUAUUUGUGCUCCUUUUUGUGGUGAGGUUAUUUUUGAUCUCCUGGCAAUUGUUUUGGAUUUUAUAUUUUCGAUGAGACAAAAAUGAAGCAAAACAACACUCGAGGUGCUGAAAACUUAUUAAUGCGAAAGCUAAUACCACCCCUUUUUUUCUCUCGUUCAGCACCAUGAAAUGAAAAUCUAAUUUAAGGAUCAGUUUUAUCCAUGGCAUGUAUUCAAAAAAAAGUUGAAAUUGAAAAUCUAACGGCAUCGAGGAUUUUCCACCGGCUUUAUUCACCUGAGCUGCCAUGAUGUACAAUCGCAUUAUACUGCAACAACCAUUUAAUCCGCAACGUAAAACUGCACACCAGCGAGUCGUACAAGUGCAGUAAACAAUGUAUAAUCUAAAUGGUGCAAAAAACGGAUAUAGGGAUUUUUUGCAUCGUAUUUUUUGCAAGUGCUGGUCAACACCGCAACACAACAACGGAUAAUAGAAUUGCCAUUGGUUGGGUGACGACACCAUUUUUAAUCCCUCACGACCUCUCGCGUGCAAUUUCAAUUGAGUCGCCAUGACUUAUUAUAACAAUGCACUCAAUUUCGUAGUUAACUCGUUCCAACAUUCAUUAGAUUACGUAUGAAAGGGGUGCAAUUUUGAUGUUUCAUGGGGAUAAAUAAAUAAUAAAGAACAGAACUCGAUGCAGAGUUUUCUUCUGAUGAAGCGGAAAAAAAUCAGAUUGAAGUACUUUCUUUUAGCCUUGUAUUCGAACAGAAAAACAAUAUCUUUUUUCUAUUCAUUUAAAAUAUUUUUUCUAUGCCGAUGGGUAUGCCAUAUGAUGGAAGAGAAAUGAUGAUGGCUUGCUGACGUCGACCUCUAACAUUUUGGAAAAGUUCAAUCCAGGCGCUCGACAACUAAUUAGUGCCGGCAAAGCGUAUCUCAAAGCACUACAUGGCGCUGCUGCUGCAUCACGCGUAUUCAACGAGGCGCUGGCAAAAAUAGCCAUGAAUGCUCAACAAGGUGGAACAACUGAUAUCGGUUCGGCACUCAUGAGCAUCGUCGGUGUAUAUAAGGAGAUCCAAGAUCAGCACAUGAAUAUAUUGAAAGCUUUCUACGUGGAUUUGCUCGUGCCGUUGGAAACGAAUUUGGAGCGAGACACGAAGGUCGUGCAGUUCGAGCAAAGGAAAUUUCUGCAACAACAUAAAAUACGAGCUGACAGCUACAGCAAGGCAGCGGCCACGAUGAAAAAGCAACGAAAGAAGAAAAAUAACGUCCAAAAUACAGAUAAGGAGAUCAAAUCGAUUCAAACAUUGGAUGAAGAGAAGAACAAAUUGGAUGUGUUCUGCGAACAAAGUCUUAAAAAUGCAAUGACGCAAGAAAGACGUCGCUAUGGCUUCGUUUUGGAGCGACAAUGCUCGUUGGCCAAGCACUGGGUUGCUUAUCAUUCAUCGGGAAGGAAUUGCCUUUCGAGUCAUUUGGAUAGUUGGGACGAAGUUUCAUCUUCAAGAGAAUUUUUGCCACCGAACGUUGAGAAUAUGUUCGCCAAGAAUAUCAAGGAUCAAUACAUUGAUGAUGAAUCUGACCGAGGCUCAAUCAUUUCGGCCAUUCGGAAGACGAAGUCGAUUGAUGCAUCAUGCUUAGAUAUGCGCUCAUUGGGCGAUGUUGUCAACAGUUCAACCAUGAAUAUGCCACGAGCCAAAUCCGAAUUCAACUUGACUACAACCGCUACCAUUGAACCAACUCCGAAGAACGAUUCACGCUUGAUUGUUCGUGCUCUAUAUUCGUAUUUGGCAUCUGGUGAGAAUCAGUUGACAUUCCACGAAAACGAUCGUAUCGCUUUGGUGGGUGAGCGGGCCAAGGGAUGGCAAUUCGGAGAGAAUUUACGAACGCAAUUAUUUGGUUGGUUCCCAGUCGCAUACACGGAAAACGAGUUAGAAGAUCAAAAUCACUGGAGUUCAGCUCAGAACGGUCAUCAUCAUUCGAAUGGACAAAUGCAACAGCAACAAAUGGGCGGCCAUCAAAAUGCACACCAUCCUCGCGAUCAUACGCCAGAUUCAUCGCUUGACAGUACUUUGAUCGAAGAAGACGAAGACGAAGCUGCAAUUUCGUCGAAAUUGGCAUCAUAUCAAGACGAACAUUCACCCACUCGCAUGUUUGGCGACACGAUUAUGUAUCGUCGAUCGAAGCAAUAUCGCCGUGUAUCCGGCAAUGGUGCAAUGAAUGGAAUGAACAAACCCGCUCCGCCCACGAUCCCAGCUCCAGUGCCUACAUAUGGAACGUCAUCGAAAAAUCAAAUUUCACAAUCGCAUAGCUUUUCGUCGAAUGGUGGCCCACCAAUCAUCGAAAAUCGCAAAUCAAUGCCGUCCACACUUAACUACAGCAAACAGACGUCUGGAAUGAAACCGAAGCCACGAAGCGGUGUGACAAGCGCAUCGUUACACAGCAGUAACGAUAGCGGCUUUGCCAAUGAUCAGCCGCCAGCACAACCUGAGGUGGAUUACUCUGAUGAGGAGAACAUCAAUCGCGUCCCAAUACGAACCAAUCAUGAGAGUAGCACUCUGAAAAAGUCGCGUAUUCCACGUCGCGCCGGUGCUGAAACGCAAACGAGCACAAUGAAAUCGAUGAAGAGUAAAACUUCAUCGCCACAAUCACGCCACAAUAUCCGUCAAUCAACGAGUUUUGGAAAUUUAACCGAUGAACAAAGCAUGGAUUUACUUUAUCGCACAAUUGACCAGCAAAAUGGACACCUUGUCAAACGUACAAAAUCAUUCUGGAAAUUUGGUAAAUCGGACGACGAAAUUCUGGAGGGUAUGGCACUGUGGCAACAUAAGGAUUUGGUUCAGACUGAUCAUGAGAAAACAAUUGAGCGCGAACGCGAAGCAGCUACAUUGAAACGUUUGCGCCACAGAAGCUUGGAAAAUCAAACAAUCAGCACAAACAGUUCGGAAACAUUGGUAAACGGGCAAAAUGAUAUGCACAAUGACUUUUCCAGCAUCGAUGAUCGCAGCUUGAUUUAUCCGAUAACAAAAAAUAAAAUGGAUGAGCGUGUAAUGCAACGCGAUGACCGACAUGAAGAAGAAAAUAUCUAUGCUCGAAAUGAUCGUGUCCAAGCGCGUUCACCACCACCAAAUAUGGUUUCGCGCGCCAAACUUGUACAUCAAUACGAAAUGGAAAGGGGGAGAGAAAGAAAAGAAGAAAAUGACCGAAAUGACAAAUACAAUAAAAAACCAUCGAAAAAAGAGCAGCAAUCGCAAAAUCAACGUCAAACGCGUCCAAAAUCGAGUAGCAAGAAUACAAACGUUAAACCAAGUCAACAAGUAAUCAAGACCAUUGAAUACUAUGACACAAGUGACAUGGACACAUUGAAGAAACAGUCGAGAAAGCACGAUUAUAAUCGAGACUUUGAAGAAGCACCGUUAAUCAUAAACACAAACUCGUUGCGUCGCAGCACUGCUGAAAAUCAAUUUUUCGAUGAUGACAGCGUCACCGAUGUUAUCAUGAAAACAGUCAAACGUCAAGAGAUAUUAAAGCAAUAUUAUUCGAGCGGUACAGACACAGAACGCAACUCAGCCUCGAGCUCAGAUCCAUACGAUUGCAUUGUGGUCGAUGAUCAUUUAGUUCGUCGCGAAAACCAAAAGAACAAAAACAAACAUGCAAACAAUGCAAAAAUGGAAUUCAAAACAUUCCGUGGCGAAAGCGAUCAAAACAUUGAACUUGAAGAACUUAACACAUCCCGACCGGGAACGUUAUUGCCGCGAACGAGACUCACAAAAAACGCCCCAGUGACUCGUUCAAAUGGUUGCUUCAGCGACACAGAUGCUAUCAUGAAGUCAAAAAGUAUAGAUCGUCGCGAAAGAAGAACGGGCCGACAACCAACGAAAAAUGGUAAUCCGAAAAGUGACAAACAAAACAAUGAAUAUCAAAAUGUGAAUGAAAGCAAAGCAUAUGGACCAUGGUAUGAUCUAUGGGGUCAAGAUAAUUCUGUUCGUUUGGCAUAGAAAUAAUUUUCUGGGAGCAUGUUCAUUUUAUUUUUUUUCUACUUAUUCUUAGAACAUAAGACCUUUAGUUUAUUAACAAUUUUCACUUGAGGAAAAGUGUCAUACUCACGUCGAGAUUUAAAUUGACAAAAACGUUUACACUUUUAAUGGGAUUUUCAGCGAAAAGCGUUACGCUCUUACACACAAAAUAUGAAAUGUAAAUGGUUGCAGAGCAUUGUUCAAUGCGUUCAUAAGUCAAAGUAAAAUAUCUUUUUGAACGUAUUUCACGAAAGCCAAUUAAUGUGCUAAUAAAACCGAUACUUAAAUAUCACUGUUUUACGACACGAUAACCUUUUCAUGGAUUGAUUCUGCUAGGGAAUUCCGGAAUCACAAUAUGUAAUGUAUACAAUCCUAUGCUUUGACGUUUGUCACAAUAUAAGCGCCACCAAGUCUAUGGAAAAUGAACUAUGCAAUGCUAUGUGGAAUGAUGAUGUUGAACGUUUGAACGUUUUCCGAGUGUUCAAAUUGAAUACAUUGGACUUAUACGAACAAAAGAAUCAUGGCACAGAUGGCGCUUUAUUUUAUGCAUUCCAUACACAUUGUGAUUCCGGGAAUUCAAUGCAUACGUACGACAAUGAGAUGGAAGUAGUUUUAUCGGCGGUAUGCCUACAAACUCUAGCAAUAUUUCAAUUUAAAGCGCUAUGGUUAUAAACCAAGGGAUUUUAUCUUUUGAGCCGACAUUUGGAAUUAAUAGACACGUAAAUACAUACUCAAAUGUGUGUCGUAACGUCAAAUGAGUCGAUUUUCGAAGUACUUUGUUCACAGUUGUUGUUUCAUUGGUGAAUUUAUGCUUUAAAUUUCCGAAUAGCACCGUAGAAUAACGUAGAUGACUCACUCCGAUUACACAGUUUAUUCGCCAGACAGAGACAAUGUCUUUAAUCCCAUGAGCUUUUGCGCUUUGUUGAUUUCCACUCAACAUUAGAAUACGUACGUUUUUCUGUUCGCCAAUUUCCACGUUCUAUUCUAUUCAAUUCAAUUCUAAUAAUUAUUAUGAUAGAUGUUAAUUUAGAUAAUUUUUCCGUUGAAUGAGAUAUGUGUGGAAAAAUGAUUCCUUGGAUUUAUUAAAUAUGUACUUUAGCAACAUGGGGCAAAGGGAAUACAUAUUGUUUCAUAUAUGUUAAUAUAACGACAACGAUUAUUCGAAUCAAAACUGAGAGCUCACCUGGCUGAAAAUAGCUUAUUCAAAUUAAACUUUCACUUGAAAAAAGCGACGCAACAAAUGUAAAUAAUACGAAGUGUUUACAUGAGCCGUUGAUAUACCGAAUAUAGAAUGUGCUGAACAACCGACAGACAGAGAAACCGUAACUUUCCACUGAAACCCGAAGAAUGCAGCUUAAUUCAUAAGGCGAUUUUCUAUAUAAUAUUAAUUUUGGGGUGUGCCGAUUGUCUAAUUUUACCUCCACUCGUCAUACGCCUCUUCAUUCAUUUUCGAAUAAAAAGAUGAACAGUAAAUGGUUCCAUGUAUUGAUUCGGACGCGCGAGCGCGAGCGAGCGAAAAAUGUAACGAUUAAAAUAAUGCUCAUGCAGUAAUUGUAACAGCACUUCGUCAAACGCCGGGAAUACUUUUUUAUUUAAUUAGCAUACGUAUUCUAUGCAAUAGUAAAUAGAAACCUUACAAAAAUAGCCGCUGAAACAUUCGGAUCCUUUUGAAGUCGGCCGCAUGUAUUCGUAAUUUAAUUUUAGUCAUUCGGCGAGACAGCAAAAAAGAAACUUCUUUCUGUACAUUGAAUAAGAGCGACGCGCUCGACAAAAAUCAUCAUAAAUGCCAAAUUGAACGAACGAACGGAAAUCAAAGCUAAUGAACUUAAACUGGAAGAAGAAAUUGCACAAAAAUAUAGCCGCAAGUGGAUCGAAUAAUGGUUAUCGCUUCUUUGUAAAGACAUUUUAUUUUCCUUGAUUUCCCUUGUUAGUUCAUUUUGAUUUUGAUUUUGAUUUUGAAACAUUUAAUAAAAAUUAUUACACAAAAAGUGCAUUUUUGUUUGUUUUGCAAUUUAA
This is a messenger RNA of Sitodiplosis mosellana (orange wheat blossom midge), 7085 nucleotides long. RefSeq lists its product as uncharacterized. NCBI's taxonomy places the organism in Eukaryota, Metazoa, Arthropoda, Insecta, Diptera, Cecidomyiidae. Gene Ontology annotation, cellular component: cytosol; nucleoplasm. The transcript has 12 exons. The coding region runs from base 2058 to 5051 and encodes 997 amino acids. The record is from RefSeq and is a predicted model, not a curated record. Gene Ontology annotation, molecular function: protein binding. Gene Ontology annotation, biological process: actin filament bundle assembly; plasma membrane organization; actin crosslink formation.